This is a messenger RNA of Rubroshorea leprosula, 2177 nucleotides long. Lineage: Eukaryota; Viridiplantae; Streptophyta; Magnoliopsida; Malvales; Dipterocarpaceae. The record is from the annotation of a GenBank genome assembly.
AACGAAGGAAAGGAAGACGUACGAUGGCGCUCUCUAUCACUGACAACGCCAAGAAGCUAUGGGAUGCAUGGAAUAUUAGAGGACUCAUUAUUCUGAGCCUCUCCCUGCAGGCCUCCUUGAUUCUGUUCGCACCCCUGAGAAAAGGAAGAUUUGCGAGGAAAUUUUACUUCCGUUGGCCGAUUUGGUUGGCGUACUUGUCCGCGGACUGGGUUGCGACCUAUACAAUCGGACUCAUCUUCACCAGCGACAGUCACAGUACUUGUACUUCGACAUCGCCCAGUCCUCCUAAGGACAUCCUGGUAUUUUGGGCAUCUUUUCUCUUGUUGCAUCUUGGCGGCCCAGACAACAUUACCUCUUAUGCCCUAGAGGAUAAUGAGUUUUGGAAAAGGCACUUGUUUGUGCUUCUGUUGCAGGUUGGUUUUACUCUAUACGCCUUCCUGAAGUCCUUCUCAAAGAACGAGCUUUGGCUCCCAACAAUCCUAGUGUUAUUUGCAGGCAUAAUGAAAUAUGCAGAGCGGAACGUUGCACUUUUUUGUGCAAGCUUUCACCAUUUUGGAAAGGAUUGGGUAUCUCCCCAUGUCAAAAGGGGAGCUGAUAAAGGAAAAGGCGAAACGGAAACUGGACUUCCCAUUCCAGUCCAGUUCCAUGACACGGAGGACCAUACAUCAUUAUUGGGAACUACAGUUCAACUAUUUGGCAAUGUAAAGAGUGCACUUGUAGGCCCUCUUCUAAAGAUAAAAGAACAAAUGCGAAUUAGAGAAACACUUCUCAGCAUCGGAAGAAGUCAGAAGGUGCUCCAAGUACUUGAGAUUGAGCUAAGCCUCUUGUAUGAGGUUCUUCACACCAAGUUGCCCGUCAUCGACGGUAAGAGUGGAUUUAAUCUCCGUAUUGCUAAUUUCGGUUGCAUCUUGCUAGCCAUAAUUACAUUCUCUUUGGCUAAGUGGCACUACCAGUUGCGGCAAUUUGACAUGUUGCUGACAUAUGGGUUGCUAAUUGCGGCUUUGGCGUUGGAUUCCUUAUCUAUCAUGUUACUCGUUAAAUACUCUGAUUGGUAUGCCAUUGCUCAUUUCAAGGAUACAGUAAAGAAGGAUGCUGCAUCCAAGGUUAUCGAAAGGCAGCACAGGUGGUGUAACGAAGUUUCUCAGCUAAAUUGUUUAACUUACCACGUCAAGGGUAUGCCAGUUUGGUUGAACAAACUGGCUGAUAUUCUUCACUUGAGGAGUUCGCUGAAGGUCCUUAAAGGAUUCCGUUGUCAGUCCACUCGGAAUUUCGAAAACCCACUCUGGCAGUUCAUCUAUUACGAAGUGAGAGAUUUUCCAGAGGAUACACGGAUCAAUGAAGUUUGGUUGGAAAGAGGUAAAGUACUUCUGAAGGAUGUCAUGAAUGGGAAGCAGAAGAAAAUGCUUGAUGAGUUAGAUUACACCCAAAGCCUUCUAGUGUGGCAUAUAGCUACUGAAUUAUGUUACCAAAAGGAUAACAAGUACGAGCCCAAGUCUAAGAAGAGGACAAAUUAUAGACCAAUUUGCAAGCUUCUUUCGGAUUAUAUGUUUUACCUUGCAGUGAAGCAGCCCACCAUAAUGGAUUCCGUGUUGGACAAAAAUUGGAGCACCAUGUUUAAGAAGAUAUCAAAAAUGAUUCAGUCAGAAGUGCCCUGGAGUUUCUUCUUAAAUGAAAAGAAUGUCAGCAGAAAAAUCCUUGACAUGAAGGUAGAAGAAAACGGUACUGAUUCUGUUGAAGAAGUUGAAAAAGAUAAUGAAGAUGAUGGUGAUAAUGCUGAAAAUUCCUUGCCAUCCCAUGGUGAAGUUGAAAUUUCCUUGUCUUCUGCAGUUCUGCUUGUACGCGGGCUCGAGCAGCAAGACAACCAUUACCCGUGGAAGGUAAUGAGCAAAAUUUGGGUAGAAUUAAUGUGCUAUGCUGCCAUUAAUUGCAGGCCUAAUGUCCACGCACAAGAAGUAAGUCAGGGUGGAGAACUUCUCACUUUGGUUUGGUUGUUGAUGAAUCAUAUGGGUCUUGGAACUAAAAACUACACUACAUUGAAACAAUCGAGCCGAUCACCUGCAGGCCAUCCAGAAUCAGCGUCAGAGGACGAGGGUCAACCGUAACCCAUCAAGGAUGGUUCGUGUAAUUUGGCUGUCAUCUUUCAUUUUGGUACUCUGGAAUAAAAUAGGUUCUUUAUU